AUCCCCCCCUCCUCCUUCCUCCCUUAAAACCUCCUCCCUCUCCUCCGCCUUCCUCCACUCCACCCCACGCCACCCCUCCCCUCGCCGCCGCGGCGCCGGCUCCCGCGUGCCCUCCUCCCAUGGCCAAGCUCCAGCCUUUACCCUCCCCGCUCGCCACGCUCCCCCUCCUGUGCCUCCUCGUGCUCGCCGCGCCGCCGCCCGCGCUCUCCCGCUCCGCUCCAGGAAACGCCGUCGACGGCAGCUCGAUACACAAGCUCCUGAAGGAUCACGGCCUCCCCGGUGGCCUGCUCCCGCGAGGCGUGGAGUCGUACACCAUGGACGAGUCGAACGGGCUGCUGGAGGCGCGGCUGUCGGCGCCGUGCUACGCCAAAUACGACGACGGCGAGCUGGCCUACUUCGACACCGUGGUUCGCGGCAACCUCAGCAUGAGAGCGCUCCGCGGCGUGGAGGGUCUCGCCCAGGAGGAGCUCUUCGUAUGGUUCCCCGUCAAGGGGAUCCUCGUCGACGAUAAGGAGGCCGGGGUCAUUCAGUUCGACAUCGGCUACGCGCACAAGAGGCUCUCCAGGUCGCUCUUCGAGGAGCCGCCGGACUGCAAGCCGUCGGCCGCCGCCGGGAUGGGCGCCGUCGACGCCGCCAGGUGGAAGGACAGGCAAGAUAGACCAUCUGGUUUCUCGGUGCUUGUUUCGACGUCUAUUCGAUGGAAUUCUAUCCCAAGGUCCCAUCCAUUCGCGUGAAGGGUUUUGGUCGAAUUCAUCAAGUCUAACAUCAGAUUUGAUCUUCAUUCUCUCCCCUGAUUCGAUUCUGAAUCGGUGACAAAUCUCAGCCCAAUCGAUGAGAUGCAAUUGCAAGCAUUGGAUUCUGAGAGCUGAUUAGAGCAAAAUUGUGAUCUUGACGCAAAAUUGUUCAUCAUUUGUUUCAAAUAAAUCGUCUUGGAUCAGUGGACGCCAGUUAAAAGUUGAAGUAUGCGGUUCUUUAGUCGAUUCGGUGAGGAGGGGAGCUGGAAAGAUUGAAUUUUUAUGUCGUCUUGGAGUUGGAAGCUUGUGGAGGAGCAAUUCUUGGAGGGGGUGGGGGAUCGAUUAAUGGCUUCAGUUGCAGCUGAUUUUGGGGGCAAUAACUCCGCAGGAAACUUGUUCAUCUGGUGUUUUGCGAAAUCAAAGCCAUGGUUUUGGUAGUGGAAUUCUGAGCCCUUCAGGAGCAUUUAUUAUGAAAAAAAUCUCUUAUUUACCACGACUACUCUACAAACUUGAAAAAAUUCCUUCUUUCUGCGACACAAGUGUUCGGAUAGACUAUGCUUUGUAUGGUGGAUUAGUUCUCAGUAAGAACGCAAUAUUUAGCGUGUUUGACCGGAUCCGGUAUCAUCGGAUUGCUUGCGCCUGUUUCUGCUCUUGGUCAGAUCAGCUGGGUCAUAUAAAACAAACAACUUUGAGUUAGGUGGUUAGCUACAAUUUGAUAAUUGUGAUGAUGUUAGUAGCAAGUUGCUGUAUGCUCCCACAGGUGGCAACAAGUAGUAAGCAUUAGAGCAAAGGUUUUUGCCUGAUGCAGGCUUCUGCCUAUCUAUCAAUCUCCAUUAGGAAUCCAAUUUUUUUCCUUAAACCUUUUUCUGGUUGGUUACAGGCAGGGCUGUUAUCUUUCCAUGUUAGAAUGUGUGUCUCAUUUCAUCACCUGUCCCUCAAUGGCUUGUGGCUCGUGCUGUCUUUUCUCACCUUCUUUCCCUGCUGCUGCCGCCAUUGGAACAUGGAAAGCUGGUGCAGCAAACACAAGCACUGCAAGAACACACAUCUCCAUUGCUUUGAAAGGGUGGAACCAUUGAUGGUGUCAAGAGCUCACUUUGUUUCCCCCAAUGGCUAAACUUUCACAUGAUUGAUGUGAAGUUUGAACAGCACCACAAACCCCCAAAAGAAAAAAAAAAGAA
Messenger RNA from Phragmites australis (common reed), 1912 nucleotides. RefSeq lists its product as uncharacterized. The coding region runs from base 120 to 734 and encodes 204 amino acids. The record is from RefSeq and is a predicted model, not a curated record. The transcript is spliced from 2 exons. Lineage: Eukaryota; Viridiplantae; Streptophyta; Magnoliopsida; Poales; Poaceae.